Molecule: messenger RNA, 1062 nt
Organism: Myodes glareolus (Bank vole)
Lineage: Eukaryota; Metazoa; Chordata; Mammalia; Rodentia; Cricetidae
Gene: Tmem217b
Product: transmembrane protein 217B
Source: RefSeq, a predicted model, not a curated record
AGCCCCGCGGCUACGUCAGGGGCUGGGCACACAGGUGGGCCGGAGAGGCGGGGCUUCGAUGGGCAGGAAGGCGGGGCUGAAAGUUCCUACUCAAUGGAAGCAGAAAACCAGGACCCACCCCGGUGAGUUUGGUACAAAAUGAACUCCAAGAUGAUAUCCACCAUAGCGGGCAUCUUCUCUAUCCUCAAUACCAUCCAGUUCUUCAUCUUUGAUCUGAAUCAGAUAACACACAUUGGCUUCGAAGACAAAUACAGCAUCUACGUGGACACAGAUUCUGAGAUCUCAUCCUGGCCCGUGGUCUAUAGGCACAACAUCAGCACAGGCCUGUCCAUCACCACCAUCACCAUCAGCUGCUUCCUCCUCUUCUGUCUCGACAAGAACAUGCUGGUCGGGCUGAUAAUCUACGUCCUGUGGAUCGCCAUGUACGAGAUCUUCAGCUUCGUCAUGGUGCUGCUCGUCCACGGCACCAUCAAGGAGCAGUUCAAGGACCUCGGCUACCUGUACCUGCUCUUGCAAAUCUUGCGCAUGCUCCUGCACUUCACCCCUCUGCCGUUCAUCGUCAAGCACGGCUACACGCUCUACAAGGACCCCAAGGCGGUGAGCAUAGCCGGCCGCCGCAAGCGCUCCUCCGUCAGCACGGUGGACUCGUGGCCGCCCAUUCCUGUCGGCCUGAGCUCUUUGUACCGCAAAACAAACUGAACCAGAAGUGGGGUGGUGCUCGCCCGUGGUGGAACCCUCCCUUCCUGGCCUUCGGUCUGUCCAUGCUACUUGUCUUUACUUGGCUUUUCCGGGUUUUUUGAGUAAUAUGCAUGGUGGGGUGAUAUAGCCUUGGUUACCUAAUGACAUAUUUGUAUAUUUGUUACCUUUGUGUUGACUAUCUUGUUGGUACCUAUCUUUAACUCUUUCCAAAAAAUAUUUAAUUUUUAUCUUUUUUCUUAAAGAUAGGGUCUUAUUAUCCAGGGUCUGUAACCCUGGAACUCAACAUGUAGACCAGGCUGACCUAAAAGUCACAGAGAUCUUCCUGUCUCUGCCUCUCUAGGAUUAAAAGUGUAUGCCACCACA